Molecule: messenger RNA, 2374 nt
Organism: Cololabis saira (Pacific saury)
Lineage: Eukaryota; Metazoa; Chordata; Actinopteri; Beloniformes; Belonidae
Product: zinc finger protein 93-like
Exons: 3
Coding region: 130-1395 (421 amino acids)
Biological process (GO): regulation of transcription by RNA polymerase II
Molecular function (GO): RNA polymerase II cis-regulatory region sequence-specific DNA binding; DNA-binding transcription factor activity
Source: RefSeq, a predicted model, not a curated record
GAAGAAGAAAAAGACGAGACGCUUCAGUUUGUCUGGAAUUCGACCGAGAGAAGAUUGAACGACGAAACCGAGCCGUGACAGGCAGACCGGAACCAGAACCAGGACCAGAACCAGAACCAGGACCAGGAGAUGGACCAGGACCAGGACUCCUCGUCCAGCAGGACUAAAGCUGCUGGUCUGCAGAAACGUAAAGGCAAAGAGAGGCCCACAGGUUACUACCCAUGUGAUCAGUGUGAGAAAGUCCUCACCACUUCAUCAACCUUGAAGAGACAUAAGAAGAUUCACACUGGAGAGAAGCUGUAUAGAUGUGAUCAGUGUGGGGCAGCUUUUACUGAAUCGGGUCAUUUAAGAAGUCACCAACGUGUUCACACUGGAGAGAAGCCGUACAAAUGUGAUCAGUGUGAGGCCACUUUUACUGAAUCGGGUCAUUUAAGAGGUCACCAACGUGUUCACACUGGAGAGAAGCCGUACAAAUGUGAUCAGUGUGGGGCAGCUUUUACUGAAUCGGGUCAUUUAAGAAGUCACCAACGUGUUCACACUGGAGAGAAGCCGUACAAAUGUGAUCAGUGUGGGGCAGCUUUUACUCAAUCAGGUACUUUAACGAAACACAGACGUAUUCACACUGGUGAGAAGCCGUACAGAUGUGAUCAGUGUGGGGCAGCUUUUACUGAAUCGGGUACUUUAAGAAGUCACCAACGUAUUCAUACUGGUGAGAAGCCGUACAGAUGUGAUCAGUGUGGGGCAGCUUUUGCCACAUCAGGUGAUUUAACGAAGCACCAACGUAUUCACACCGGAGAGAAGCCGUACAAAUGUGAUCAGUGUGGGGCAACUUUUACUGAAUCGGGUGCUUUAAGAAGUCACCAACGUGGUCACACUGGAGAGAAGCCGUACAAAUGUGAUCAGUGUGGGGCAGCUUUUACUGAAUCGGGUCAUUUAAGAAGUCACCAACAUGUUCACACUGGAGAGAAGCCGUACAGAUGUGAUCAGUGUGGGGCAGCUUUUACUCAAUCAGGUGCUUUAACAAAGCACCGACGCAUUCACACUGGAGAGAAGCCGUACAGAUGUGAUCAGUGUGGGGCAGCUUUUACUGAAUCGGGUACUUUAAGAAGUCACCAACGUAUUCACACUGGAGAGAAGCCGUACAAAUGUGAUCAGUGUGGGGCAGCUUUUACUAGAUCGGGUACUUUAAGAAGUCACCAACGUGUUCACACUGGAAAGAAGCCGUACAAAUGUGAUCAGUGUGGGGCAACUUUUACUGUAUCGGGUCAUUUAAGAAGUCACCAACGUGUUCACACUGGAGAGAAGCCGUACAAAUGUGAUCAGUGUGGGGCAACUUUUACUGUAUCGGCUCAUUUAAGACGUCACCAAUGUGUUCACUCUGGAGAGAAGCCGUAGAAAAUGUGAUCAGUGUGGGGCAGCUUUUGCCAGAUCAGAUAAGUUUAAGAAGUCACAAUUGUAUUUACAUUGGAUAAAAUGUGUGUAUGAUGAGUUUGAGGCAUUCAAAUGGCACAAACAUAAACAUGUUAGAAAAAAACACAGUGAUAGAAAUGUGUUUAAUCUUUUGUUCUGAGAGAAAGAAAUCUGAAGGUGUAAUUCUAAUAAGUUCAGUUUUAUAUUAGCUUUUUAAAAAUGGUUCUGCUUCUGUUGGCAAUUUAGUACCUUUUUUUUGUAAUAUUUCUAUAUUUUAAUCUAACAUUUUUCACCAGUUUUUGUCAUUGUUGUGUUAAUAGAGAGAAAUAAAUGUAUUUGUUUUUUGUUGGAUUUCAGUUUCCUGCUCAGUAAAACCAUAGUAAACAAACAGGAAGUCAAUGUCAGAAUGUUAGAACAGUGUCCCACUGUCAAAUGAAAUAUGUCCACACUGCUGACAUCCCUCUUGCAUUAAUUGUCGCUAUCUUGCCUGAAACGGCACUGCCAGUCUCACCCACGGGCACCACUCUCCUCCCACCACCACGCACCACGCCGGUUAGCCGGCAUUCCUGCGAUGUUCCUGCGACGAGACAGCACGGAGGAAAGCCCAGCCGGCUGAGUUUUGUUUAAAAUUGAAUUUCUCUUCCAAAUAAAACCUGUCUUUCAAUUCAUUGCCUUUUUCAUUACAUUUUUAGCCUAGUGAUGUUUGUGGUAGAAGUAUUCUCUACAGUCAGGGGUGUGGGGUGGUGGAGGAUGGAGGAGCGGCGUUCUGGAGAGAUAUGCACCCCCUUUUGAGAUACCAAUCUCCCCAGUAAUUAAACCUGUUUUCUAGCACAUUGUAAUUUUGCUUUGGAGACCUUAAAUCCUUAGCCUGAUGGCCUGGGCGCAAAGCCAAUGACACUUGAGGGUAGGCCUCAUCCGCCAUUUCAUACCACCUUAGUCGUGCAGUUGUGAGUGCAGCGGAGGC